GCUUAUUUGUUGCAAAAAAAAAACAAAAACCCAGAAACCUCAGACUCAGUCAAAAUAGGAGGUAAAAUAAAUAAACAAAUGGAUAAAAUACAAGCUAUAAACUGAGUCGAAUAGGUUGUCCAAUCAAAACGCCCGGCGCAGGUCACGUGAUUACUAUUCGCGUUAACUUCCUCGUUUUGAGCUGUCAGUGUAAAUAGAGUGGGUUAAAUGGAGAUAUUUAUGUUGCACUACUAAAAGUAUUAUUUCUUACUCUAUGUAGUGAACUUAUGUGUAUUAAGGAAGGUCCUAUUUGGUAUUGGACACCGUGUGAAGCUGUUUAUAAUUCAUUUCUCGUUUCAGAAUGAAGUCCCCAUGGACUUUGCUCUUUCUCGGCCCGCUGCUGUGCGCUCCUUCAGCUUGGGCUGUUUUGAAGCCUAAUUUUGUCCUAAUGAUGGUGGAUGAUCUGGGAAUAGGAGACCUUGGAUGCUAUGGAAACACAACUCUGAAGACCCCUCACAUCGACAGGCUGGCAGAGGAUGGAGUGAAGCUGACCCAGCACAUCGCUGCCUCUCCUCUGUGUACACCCAGCAGAGCUGCCUUCCUCACCGGCAGAUACCCCAUACGAUCAGGAAUGGCCAGCCACGGUCGUGUUGGGGUGUAUAUAAUCUCUGCAGUAUCUGGAGGCCUUCCUAAGGAGGAGAUCACAUUCGCCAAGAUCCUGAAAGAGCAAGGCUAUGCAACAGCUCUGAUUGGAAAAUGGCACUUGGGCCUGAACUGUGAGCACAACACCGAUCACUGCCACCAUCCCAGCGUUCAUGGCUUCGAGCACUUCUACGGCAUCCCCAUGACCAACCUGCGUGACUGUCAGCCAGGCCACGGCUCCGUCUUCUACAACGUCCGAGCGCACAUUCCCUACGGAGUGCUGGGUACCGCCCUCGCCACCCUACUCCUCCUCCACGCUAAAGGACUGGUUCUCAUGUCCCGCAGGCUCGCUCUGUGCCUGGGGGCGACACUGUUUAUGACGAUAGCUCUGUUUUUCCUCUGGGUGCUCACGUUCCCCUACUUCAACUGCUUCUUAAUGAGAGGAAACGAGGUGGUGGAGCAGCCGUACGUGUCCGAGAAUCUCACGCAGAAGAUGACCAAAGAGGCCAUCAAGUUCCUGGAGAGGAAUUCUGCGAGACCGUUCCUGCUCUUCUUCUCCUUCCUCCAAGUUCACACAGCUCUGUUCGCUUCUCCUCACUUCCGCGGGAAAAGCCGGCAUGGCCUGUACGGAGACGCAGUCAUGGAGGUGGACUGGAGUGUAGGUCAGAUAAUGAAAACUCUGGAGCAGCUAAAGCUGAAGGAUAAGUCGCUGGUUUAUUUGACCUCGGAUCAAGGCCCGCACUUAGAGGAGAUAUCCAUCCAUGGCGAGGUGCACAGAGGUUACAGCGGCAUAUAUAAAGGAGGGAAAUCAACCAAUUGGGAAGGAGGGAUUCGGGUGCCGGGGAUCCUUCAUUGGCCGGGAGAACUUCCUGGAGGAAAGGUUAUCGAUGAGGUCACAAGUAACAUGGACCUCUUCUCUAGCAUGGUGAAAUUAGCUGGAGCUAGCAUACCCAGUGAUCGGGAGAUAGAUGGACGUGACCUCAUGCCAUUGCUGCAGGGUCGAGUGCAGCGUUCAGAACAUGAAUUUCUGUUCCAUUACUGCAAUGCCUUUCUGAAUGCUGUGAGGUGGCACCCUGCUAACAGUACCUCGAUAUGGAAAGCCUUUUUCUUCACUCCUGAUUUCUACCCUGAAAACUCUACCACCUGUUUCCACACGCACGCGUGCUUCUGCACUGAGGCCUACGUGACCCGUCACGACCCUCCGCUGCUCUAUGAUCUGUCGAAGGACCCAUCUGAAACGAACCCGCUCACCCCGGAUACAGAGCCCAACUUCAGCUCCGUGCUGGAGGUGAUACUGGAGGCAGAGAGGGUGCACACGCUGGGUGUUAAAGCCACCGAGGAACAGCUCUCAGCCAAACACAUGGUCUGGAAGCCCUGGCUCCAGCCGUGCUGCUCCUCCCUCCACCAGCUGUGCAUGUGCCAACGAGACUGGCAAAGCGGGAUUGUGGUAAAUGCAGGAGAGGGGCAGGAAGAGAAAGAGAAAUGAGUCAGCAGGUCUGCUCCAAUUGGUGUGGACAGAUCUGCAUCCUGUAACUCCUGGGCUGAAAAUGAGUCCUACUUCAGCUCUCCACGGUUGUCAUGUUUAGAUGGAAAAGAUGGCUGUGUAUACACCCAGUAUUGGAAAAGCACGACUUAGUUCCGUGUAAGUUAACUGUGAAAUGAAUGGAACAAAUGUGGUUGGUUUUACGCUUGUGCAAAGAAACAAGCCAGCAAAUCCUGUCUCAUGAUUAGACAAACUGCUUGAAGAAAAUGCAGUCAGCCUGGAUGGUGUAGUGCCCCAGAAAUCUAGGAAUAUAAGGCUAAAAUGUCCCAUUCCUAGGACAUGUAGAUCCUUAAAAAGAAACCCCGAGUUGCAAGUAUACUUUACAAAAUCCUGACAAUGUGACUUUUAAAAAUGGGGGGAAAAAAAUGAUGUGUGAAACUCUCCACCUCCUGCAGUAUCACAGUCUCACCUAAUGAUAAAGUGCCCUAGAAACCUUGGAAUGCAACACUAAAUAUCACACACUUAAUCCCACGGCUAGGAUUUAAUCCCGUAAUCCCAUGGCUGGACCUUAUAUAGGACCCUGAGUUCAGAUGCUAAUAUUAAAAUCCCUUGGCACGCUGGCAAGUGUUGGAACUUGCAUUCCAGCCUUUCCCGCUGAUCUGCUGCACUGUUUCAGUCUCAGCGGAUGAAAGAGGAUGUGAAAGAAAGGGAAUCUCGCUCUUCUGUUGAGUUUGGAUGAUUUAUGAAAGGCCUUUGGAAGCUUCAUCGAUUUCUUUGAGGUGCACACAGAUGCAAAAGAUGCAAGCUUUUCCAUCAUAGUACGCACAAACCCGGGCCUUUUCACAACAAGUUGCUUAACAGAGCUAUUAAAUCCAGUCUCUGCCAUGUCUUUUCAAAACAAAUACCUCAAUUGUCUAUUUUUCUUUAGCUUUAUUGGCAGUUUUUAUGGGUCGUACGCUGAAUUCAAACUGGACGUGUUGUCAAGCAUUCUUCAGUCAGUCCACACCGGUCGCACCUCUUCUACUUGUAGUAGAAAGAACACCAGGGCACUUUGAUUUUAAUCUGUUUGGGCAGCUCUAGCAUUCGAUUAUCAGUUAGGAAUUGGUGAAUUCCUAACUGCCCUUCCUUCUGCCCAUUUUCUUCUUUGUAUUGAGAGCGAUAUUAUGACUGGAGCUGCUGUAAUAUUGCUGUUGGUGUAAACCAAGUCAUGACAUCUAUGUAGAUUAUGAUUUUGAAUUAAAUACUCAGUGAUUUACACUUCACCUCUGCAUACACAAUUGAAUCCAAAAUCAUAUCCUGUGUCGCUCAGCCUUUAGACUCUAUUCACUCUUGCUGGAUACUGCAUAUGAUGAUAAACAUCUCAGGUAUGGAUGAAACUCCCAAGAUGGUACUGAUUCUCUCUGGUCCAGGAUGCUUGGAGAACCACAAUCCAUUUAUGACAGUGAGUUGGUUUGAAUCCCAGAUAGAACUUUCAUUUAUCUCUUGAACAUGAUUAUUGAGAAUUAUCUGGAGCAUGAGGUAAGACACUGGCGAGGCUGGCUCACUCAAUUAAGACCGUAUGCUUGGAAAAGUGGUAAUAGUUUGGCAAUUUGGAGCCAGGGAGCACCUGGCAGUGGAGUAGAUGGUUUAUUUAAAGAGUAGAGUUUCUGUUGCCAACAUCGCUAUACAGCCAUCCUUUUUCUCACUGCCUCGAGCCAGCUGGUCCAGUUCCAUUUGAAGAGAGAAAUGCAUCCCGUCUCGACGUCUUUAAUUUCUCUCUGCCUUGAACUUCAUUAAGUAGUUUUUUUGAUAACUGUUGGGGAAUAAUUGCUACUUCCAGUCAACAGCUAAUGAGACUGAUGCGGGUUUUGUUAUUCAUAUUCGCAGCGUAACAACUAAAGAUUUACUUUCCUCCAAAUGCCUCAACGUGUUGUGCGGCAUAUAAUUAAAUUAGACUCUGUUUUUGUAAACACUUUGCUUUAUUAAUUAACAAUUAAGUGCCAAUUGUGGUGCCAGAGGUUUGAUUGAACCUUUUUGUGUUACCUGCCGAUUGAAAUGGGGCAUCAAAGUGAGUAACCUGAGUAAAUGUUGUGUGUGUGUGUGUGUGUGUGUGUGUGUGUGUGUGUGUGUGGAGGGAGGGAUUUAACUCUCUACUUCUUGAUAUGUAAGAUCAUCUGCAAUCCAGAUUACAGAUACAAUCCCACAGUUUGGCCACACAGUAAUGAUAAGAUGUGAAAUAUUUAUGGAUUAUUGGCAUGCCGGCGAGUUUGAAAGAAAUAAACCCCAGCUUUUAUAUCUAUGGCCAUGACCACGUGUUUACUCUGGCUGGCACCACAGUGAAAUCACACUCAACGCCUGGACCGUGCCAAGCCACAGCAUAUGUGCUGCAGAGAUAUUCUCCCUGCCCUCAGUCACCUAACUAUUGCUCCAAAUUGAGGCUAACCCACUCCUGAAGGAACUGUGAUCAAUCCCACCCAUCCUUACGGUUCAUUUUUUUAGUAUAUCUGCCUGCAAUGCUUUCUAAUGAACAUAGUUGGAUCGGUUUUCCAAAAUAUAGACCAAUUAGUAAUUUAUACUAAAGUGAUUUUAUUGAAGAUGAAUGAAUGAACAUACUGUGUGUAAUUGAGCAAUCUGUCAUGUCCAAUAAAGUUCCUAUAACAUUCAUAUCUGACCACCUGCAUGACAACAGAAGCCUGCUCCAGCAACUUUUUGUUGGGUCACGUGCGACCCAAGUCCCAAUACACACCAUUAGUAUCAACAUCCAGUCCACCACAUUGAAGACCCCAUUUGCCAUUUCUAUGCUGUUUACCCCCAAUGGUACCCAAUACGAUUCAAAUAUAGACCCUAUUCACAAAGAAUUUUUGUUCCACAUCUGAUAUUUCAAAUUAUUUUCAUCCUCAAGCAAACCCUGAAAUGAUUGGUACACUGCCAGACAUUAACCUUUCUCUUUACAAAUGAACCUGCGCAGCUCAGCUGGGCUCGGCUUGGUCCCAUUUGCGCAACAAAAUGGUUCUCGCGCAUCUGCUAGGGACAAACUUCAGUGUGCAGGAUAGCCGUCUACCCACAGCAGUCCAUGCUCUCCUUUAUUUUUUUUAUUCCACACUCGCUGCCUCGAGGCUCAUGACAUGGCAGGGUGUAAUUACAUAAACAAGCACACUAGGGCUUCCUCUAUUCUUGAGGCCACAUUCCCAGUGGAAAGAACGAGGAAUAACAGGAGUGUGAGCCAGGGAAUCUCUAUCCCCAUGUGUUACAAUGUUUUCCCCUCUUAACACAGCACCCAGCUGUUCUAUGAGUGUAAAUUCUACAAUGGACAUCUUACUAAUGAUGGUGGAUGAAGCUGUACUGUCUCAGCUACUGACUUAUUUAUUCAUUUGGCAGACAGUUUUACCCAACUAACAAGUGAGACAGGUUUAAAUUGAAGCAUGGAGGUAAGCAGUCAAGGGCCUCUGAUACCUAUUUUCCACCAACGAGGCACCAGUGUCCUGUAUGAUCUGGCUUUCCUUGUGUUUCUGCCAUGAACCCAGUUCUCCUCUGCUGUGGAAAAAAGAACCAAUGAUAUUAGCAUCAUUUCAUCACUAUGACAAGAACUGCUGUUUACAUGACUUCCAUUAAAACAUGAAGUGAAGCUAAGAAACAUACUGGUGGAAACAUAGUUUUGUUCUAGUGGGUUGGCUAUUAAACUCAUGAAAAUAUGACUCAGUUCUAGCAGUUUGACUAUUACACCUGUGGAAAUGGGUUGGUUCUAGUGGUUUGCCUAAUAAACUGGUGGAACUAUGGCUUGGUCCCAAUGGUUUGGCUUUAAACUGAUGUAAAAGUGGGUCAGUUAUAAAGUUGGCAGUUAAACUGGUAGAAACUUUGGUGGAAACAUGGAUGGGUUCUAGAGGUUUGGAUAUUAAAUGGGUGGAAACACGGCUUGGUUCCUAUAAAAGCUCCGGUUUCAUGGUUGUGGAAAAAGUAGCAUGGCAGUCCUGGGGUUUGAACUCAUAACCUUCUAAUUAUACAGCACAUUUUUCAGUUUUAUUCUUAAAAAUUCUCAAAAGAAUUAUGUCAGGGCUUCUGAGCUACAAAACAGAAACGUUUUCGCCUGAUUUUUGGGAAAUUCGAAUUCCAACAAUUUCACUAACAUCCGUAGACUAAGCCUUAAUCUCUAGGUGGAAUGGCUGGCAUUACGACACUAGCACAGUUACUGUACUGUCCUGAGUUGUUAGCACACGUCUGCACGUGCACUUUAUGUAGAAUGUUUGUAGAUCUUAUUUAGUUCUGUGUCGUCUCAUGUGGUUAGUGUGCUGUUUUAUGGUCCUAGAGGAACGUUGUUUCGUUUCACUAUGUACAGUACCAACUGUAUAUGGUUGAAAUACUUGAAUUUGAACUUGAACUAGACAUUUGUGGCUGAUUGCCCUGUGAUGUAGCAUAAGACCAUAGAUCAUUCGAAGAUCACAUAACGGGGAACUGAAAACAUUUGGAUGGAAGUGGAUAACUGGCUUCAUGUCUCAGAGGAAGCAAAUGUGUGUUUUUUUGUUUUUUUUUUAAAGUUUAUACAAAGAAUAUUGUAACAAAAUUAUCAAAUGAUAAAUAUCUAAAUAUGGCAUGUGCUUCAUAAUUACCCAUAGUAGACGCUCCAGAGAAUCCAUAGCAUGAAUAAUGUCUCAACUACGCUUUGUCUUAUGUUUUAAAAGACAAAUGGGAUAUCAUGUGAUGCCAGUGAUCCACAAAGCUGAUUCAUUCAUCAGCAUCAACUUAAUGGUGCUCAGUAAAUAAUAUGCAGCUCGUGUCUAAUGGAUACUAAUUGAAGCAGCUGCAGUGUUAGCAUCUAAACGCUGCCUUCAUGUAUCUCUUCUGGUGGAACUACUUUAAAAGGUUUCAUGUUGAAUGUUAAACAACAAACAACACAGUGACUUCUAAAUUGGUAGAACCAUGGCUCAGUCCUAGAGGUUUGAGUAGUAAACCUGUGGAAAUGGGUUGGUUCUUGUGGUUUGACUACUAAACUCAUGGAAACGGGUAGGCUGUAGUGGUUUGGCUACUAAACUGGUGAAAACAUGGCUGGUUUGGCACCUGGGUUGUAGUGAUAUAGCUAUUAAACUGGUUGAAACAUUGCUCACUUCUAGCAGUUUAGGUGGAAACAUAUGUUAGUUCUAUUGGAUUGGCUGUAAACUUGUGGAAACAUGGUUCAGUUCCAGUGGUUUGGCUAUUAUACUGGUAGGAACAAUCAAUUCUAGUGGUUUGGCUAUUAUACUGGGGUGAACAUGGCUCAAGUCUAGUGUUUUGGCUGUUAUACUGGUGGAAACAGAUCAAUUCUAGUGUUUGGGCUAUUAUACUGGGGGAAAGAUGGAUGAAUUAAACAUGGAUCAAGUCUAGUGGUUUGGCUAUUAUACUGGUGGAAACAUGGAUCAGUUGUACUGGUUAGGCUAGGAGGGAACAUGGCUCAGGUCUAGUGGUUUGUCUUCAUGCAUUCCAGCUCAAGCACACCUGGCGCAACUAAUGAAGCCCAUGAUUAGUUGCAUUAGGUGUGCUUGAGACAACACCUGUUUUGCAUAUUUGUGCUGUGGUGAGGGAUUCUAUGCAGGAGGCUGAAUAAUUUUGAGACUGGAGAAAUCACUAUAAGUUGCAUUUUCAGUUGAAUUUGGGGAAACCACUUGAAGCAUUCGUUGUGUUGAACUAUUUCAAUUGCUUUUGUUCGAUUUGUUUGUUGCAAACAGCUGAAAGUCUGUACAUUUUGACAGUAGACCUGAUUUGCAAUGGGGGUGGAAUAGUUUUGAUUGCAACUGUAUAUAACUAGAGCCUGGGUUUCAUAAUUACCCACAAUACACACUCUAGAGAAACUAUAGCAUGAAUUUGGUGUAACUUUCAUAGCAGGCUACCUCAUGUACAAACACAUUUUAUCAAACAGGUACGCAAAACUACUGUUGUGCUCAGUGCACAAUUGUUUCUGGCGGAAUAGAGUUCUAUCAGCCUGUUUGAAGGCAAGUUGAAGGCGUAUUUAUGCCUCCUCAUCUCUUUCUCUUACUUUGUCGUUAAAUCACAAACACACAUAGGGCACCACGAAUCUUUCACCCUUCCCUGGGGAAACAUCAUAACCGGCUGGUGAUAUCAAGGCCAAGCAAAAUGGCUGUUCAGAGAGGUUAGACGACUCGCAGAGUUCAAACGGCCUUUCUCGUGGAUACGCUUGUUCUCUGAGCAUGAAACCGAGGACCUGCAGACAAAUUCCGUUAUGGUGGUGUUGUAAAAACUGGUGGCAGGGAUCCUGCUGUGAGUUUUAGCUUGGGUAGAUAGUGUUCUCGAAUAAGACAGGCUUCAUCUUUGAUUCUGCACUCCAGCAAGAGUUCGGUGAGGGCACGUUCUUUCAAAUUCAACCCCCACUUAUUUUUGCUUCCUGCUUUCAUAAUGUCAUGCUUAGGCUAAGCCAAUUCUCUCUACAUUGGCAUCUCGGUUAAAUCCAGAAAUAACCUUCAAAUAUAUUCAAACUUCAGCUGCCAGACUCGAGGCUCCUCACACAUAACAUUACGCCCAUACUUCAACAGUUACACCAGCUGCCUGCUUUGAGUUUAGCACACUUUCCAAAAAAACAGAUCAGCCUCCACAAGAGACAUGCAGUACCUCGAGAAUAAGACAUGAUCUCACAGGGACUGUUCUUCUGACCUGCUUCAAAAUAUAACAUCUCUCUUCUCUCAACAUUAUCUCAGGUAAAGAAACCUUAAGUAUCAGCAAGGUGUAGAAGUAUUGCUACUGCUAUCAUUGUAGUACAGAAGCCCUAAGCGGCCAUGCAUUGUUCAUUUCUUUUCUUUGUUGUUUUCUCGUGAUCUCGACUUAAUUUUCUCAUGAUCUCCACUUAAGGUGUUUUCUCAUGAUCUCGAGUACAUUUUUACGUGAUCUUUACAUCACCAAAAGCUGUUUUCUCACGGUGUAAUUGUAUCCCGAGAAAAUCUCGCACCUUGUGAAUGGGACUGGUGCUACAUGCACGUUGGCAUCUUCACCAUCAUAAACGUAAUAAGACAUGGACUUUAUCUCCGUAUUAAGAGAGAGGGGUGUCCCCUUCUCGAGUGUCAGACACUAACGUGGAAGUCGUCAAUUCUGCAGAAAUGACAUGUUUUUGUAGGCCGUCCCAGAAGUUAGCAUCACCUUGGUUCCCUUCACAAAACGCCAACAGGAUUUUUCCAUCGGCUUUUAGAUUAUUGCAGAAAAUAAGCUCUGUGACCAACAAAAGUUUAUGAUUCUUACACGUUUUGUUCAUCAAGAUAAUCUUCACAAAUGAGCGGAACUUUUUAUGUAUUUUGAAGCCUAAAUACGAUCGCCAGAAGUAAAAAGCAUG
Molecule: messenger RNA, 9389 nt
Organism: Ictalurus furcatus (blue catfish)
Lineage: Eukaryota; Metazoa; Chordata; Actinopteri; Siluriformes; Ictaluridae
Gene: sts
Product: steroid sulfatase (microsomal), isozyme S
Exons: 11
Coding region: 341-2107 (588 amino acids)
Molecular function (GO): arylsulfatase activity
Source: RefSeq, a predicted model, not a curated record